UUAUAUUACUCGUCACUCCUCACUCUCCAAAUCUUCGACAGUUUGAUAGGUUUCACGCGCCGUAACAGUCUCUACACACACACAAAACACAAUAAUGGCUUCUCCUACUCUAGUCCCUAACGGCGAUAUCGCCGCCAUCGUUUCGGCCUCGUCUCCAGUUACCAGCCGAUUCGCCGCCAUAUACAGCGAGGUCCAAAGGAGCCGUAUUGACCACGAGCUUCCUCUCCCCUCUGUUCUCAGAAACUCCUUCAAGAUCGCCGACGGUCCCGCCAGCUCCGCCGCCGGCAAUCCAGAUGAGAUCGCGAAGCUGUUUCCUCAUGUGUUCGGGCAACCAUCGACGGUGCUUGUACCAAGCGAUACCGAUGUGUUCCGGCCGGAUCAGAAGCUCAAAAUCGGCGUCGUUUUGUCUGGAGGCCAAGCUCCCGGAGGCCACAAUGUUAUCUCUGGAAUCUACGAUUACUUGCAGGAUCGCGCGAAAGGAAGCACAUUGUACGGGUUUAGAGGCGGCCCUGCUGGGAUCAUGAAGUGCAAAUAUGUGGAACUCGAUUCAGACUACAUUUACCCCUACAGAAAUCAGGGAGGAUUUGAUAUGAUCUGCAGUGGGAGAGACAAGAUUGAAACUCCAGAGCAGUUUAAGCAAGCUGAAGAAACAGCAUUGAAGCUUGAUUUGGAUGGACUUGUUGUUAUUGGUGGGGAUGACUCCAACACAAAUGCCUGCCUCCUUGCUGAGAAUUUCAGGAGUAAAAAUAUGAAAACUCGGGUAAUUGGAUGCCCUAAGACCAUUGAUGGUGAUUUGAAAUGCAAAGAGGUUCCCGCAAGUUUCGGGUUUGAUACCGCUUGCAAGAUUUAUGCAGAAAUGAUUGGAAAUGUCAUGGUCGAUGCCCGGUCAACUGGAAAAUAUUAUCAUUUUGUACGGCUUAUGGGGCGUGCUGCUUCACACAUUACGCUAGAGUGUGCUCUACAAACUCAUCCAAAUAUUUCUAUCAUUGGAGAAGAGGUUGCUGCUAAGAAGCUGACAUUGAAAAAUGUGACUGACUACAUUGUAGAUGUAAUCUCUAAACGUUCGGGACUUGGUUAUAACUAUGGUGUUAUACUUAUUCCUGAAGGUCUUAUUGAUUUCAUUCCAGAGGUACAGCAUCUUAUCUCAGAACUGAAUGAGAUUUUGGCCAAUGAUGUUGUAGAUGAGGGUGGGCUAUGGAAAAAGAAACUUGGCAAUCAAUCUCUACAACUUUUUGAAUUUUUACCCGAAGCAAUCCAGGAACAGUUGCUGCUUGAAAGAGAUCCUCAUGGAAAUGUCCAGGUAGCUAAAAUAGAAACAGAGAAAAUGCUUAUUCAAAUGGUUGAAACCGAAUUGGCGAAGAGGAAGCAGGAAGGCACAUAUAAAGGCGAAUUCAAAGGGCAGUCCCACUUUUUCGGGUACGAAGGGAGAUGCGGUUUGCCUACUAACUUUGAUUCUAGCUACUGCUAUGCAUUGGGAUAUGGUGCAGGAGUGCUCCUUCACAGUGGAAAAACUGGGUUGAUAUCAUCGGUUGGGAAUUUAGCUGCUCCUGUUGAAGAAUGGACAGUUGGUGGGACCGCAUUGACUUCAUUAAUGGAUGUUGAGAGAAGACAUGGUAAGUUCAAGCCUGUGAUCAAGAAGGCAAUGGUGGAGCUUGAUGGUGCACCUUUCAAGAAAUUUGCGUCCUUGCGGGACGAGUGGGCAAUCAAGAAUUGCUAUUUCAGUCCUGGUCCUAUCCAAUUUAAUGGCCCAGCAUCACUUGCCGUUAAUCACACCUUACUCCUGGAACUUGGAGCUCAAGCUUAGGCAUGUCGUUGAACUCAUGCUUUGAUGCAAGUUCAUAUAUUUUAGAGGAACAAAUUAAACCUACACUGUUGUGCAUCUUUGGGAUUUCUAUCUUUUGCUUUUGCUAGAGGAAUUUUGAGAGUUGUAUUUUUUUUCUUCUUUUUUUUUUAUGUAUUUUGAGAUGAUCUAUCAGGUAAGUGGGUGUUUUGUUGUCAUAAUUCAUAAGAAACAUCUGUUUUGCUA
Molecule: messenger RNA, 2026 nt
Organism: Quercus robur (English oak)
Lineage: Eukaryota; Viridiplantae; Streptophyta; Magnoliopsida; Fagales; Fagaceae
Product: pyrophosphate--fructose 6-phosphate 1-phosphotransferase subunit beta
Exons: 16
Coding region: 95-1804 (569 amino acids)
Biological process (GO): response to glucose; photosynthesis; fructose 6-phosphate metabolic process
Cellular component (GO): cytosol
Molecular function (GO): diphosphate-fructose-6-phosphate 1-phosphotransferase activity; ATP binding; 6-phosphofructokinase activity
Source: RefSeq, a predicted model, not a curated record